CCGGAUAUCUGGGCGAUAGACGGCUUCAGCAGCAGCCGACUGACUCAAUCUCCGACCCGGAGGAAAGAUCCAUCCAGCCUCCGGUCCGCAACCUGAGCCAGGCGCUGUGGCGGAACCGCGGGGGGAAACCCGGGAGAGGCAGGUGAAAGGAGAAGAGCAGCCGUACUCUGGACAUGUGCUGAGAUGACACACCUGUGAACGCGCCUAAACUCUUUUGGGAAGAAGCCUCAUACUUUUCUCAACUUGCACCGUAGUCAACACUUUCAGCAAAGCUCAGAAAGAGUCCUCAGCGUUAGUCACCACAAUGUAUCGGUCCACCAAAGGAGCGUCGAAAGCUCGAAGAGACCAGAUAAACGCGGAGAUUAGGAACCUGAAGGACUUGUUGCCCAUCUCCGAUGCGGACAAGUCUCGUCUCUCCUAUCUUCAUAUCAUGUCGCUGGCUUGCAUGUACACGAGAAAGUCUGUCUUCUUCAGUGAAGAUACAGCUGCAGAUAGCAGUGCUGAGGAAACUGCAGGAUUCCUCACAUUUCAUGAACUGAAUGAGUUGGUACAAAUGAUGCCAGGCUUUCUUCUCCUAUUGACUGGAGAAGGGAAGUUACUGUACCUGUCAGACAGCGUCUCAGAGCACCUCGGACACUCAAUGGUAGAUUUGGUCGCUCAAGGGGACAGUGUGUACGACGUAAUAGACAGUGCAGACCACUUUAUUAUGAGGAGUAACUUGGUACCUCCAACUUCACCUGACACAGAUCUUCUGUUCCGCUGCAGAUUCAACACCUCCAAAUCAGUGCGUAGGCAGAGUGCAGGCAAUAAACUUGUUUUAAUCCGUGCCCGCUGCCUGUCACAAACUCCCAUCGAGUCUUCCCCAGGAUCCUACUGGACUUCCAACCCAGUGUGGGUAUGUUUCUGCACUCCUCUGGAGCCUCACACGUCCCGAGGUGGAACUGCCCCGGACAGAGAACCACCUUCAUCUUCUGCACUAGAGAGCAGCUUCUUCCUGCCAUGUUUCCGUUCUCAGCACAGCCGUGACAUGAGACUUCAGGAAGCACAAAACAGUGUGAAUGUUUAUUUGGGUCUAAAUGUGGAGACUCUGCGGUCCCAAUCUUGGUACAGCUUCCUGCAUCCUCAGGAUCUUUCACAUGCCUCAGCUCAGCACUGCAGCCUAUUGAGAGAGGGAGGAGAGGGCAGGGCUGAAAUGGUGGUUCGUGUAGAGACUGCAGAUCACUCAUGGGUCUGGCUUUACAUGGUCUUGCAGCUGGAAACUGGGGAAACCCCUAUUGUCAGUAACAAUUACAUUAUCAGUGAGACAGAGGCUUGGUCAGUCAGGCAGCAGCUGAGCUCUGAACAAACCCAGCUCUCCUUGGUGCUGGGCUCAAGCACUUCCCAACAAGAAAGCCUAAGCUUACAGAGUCCAGAAACACUCUCAAGCCCUGACCAAGUGUUUACACCAGGAAGUAGUGGCCUCUCCGGUCAGUCAUUUGACUUCAGCACGGCAGCAUGCAGUGCGGGAUCUACUGAGGAACAAGGUGGCAGCUCCUCAAUGGAGCCUGCACAACUGGAGAGUGGCCCACGUUCCAGUCUCUCCUCUUUGGAAGAGGAGAGCUUCUUCCAACAUGAGCCCAGCGAACCUGUGGCCAGUCCUGCUUCUGCAUCAUCUCCCAUUCCAGUCACGGUUGCAACAGUGUCUGACUUGGACUUCCUCACUCAGAAUAUUCUGCUGCCACCAGCAUUCCAGAUAGAUCCUCCUCUACCAGCCUUGCCCCUUCCUCUUCCACCUGUGCCUACCUCCCAGGCCCAACAGACCAAGGAGUUUGAGUGCACACCCCCAUACACACCUCAACUAGGUGGAAGCAAUUUCCCCUUUGGGGAACCUCAUUUUAGCUUCGAUCCUACCGGGGCUACCUCACCACCUCCUCUUGCUCCAACUGCAACAGUAACCACGACGAUGGCUCCAUCUCUUUCUCCAUCUGCGCCAACGAACCCACAAGGCAGCCCACCUCCUCCUCCGACGACAACACUUUCAACUAUUUUGCCUCUCAUUAUAACAUCUCCAACCACAGAGAUCCUCUUCCCAGUGGAGCCUUGCAGUGGGUCGCUCUACGAGAAACUCCCUCCUACUCCUGACAGUCCAGGUGAUGGUGACUGCACAGUUAUGACUUUACCAGAAGUCCGUGGUCCGCUGUAUGUUGAUGUCCCCCAUGGGCCGCUACCUUACCCACCAGAAGGUCUCCUCACACCUGAAGCCUCACCUGGAAAACAGCCCAAUCUACCCUUCUUCUCCUCACUACGUGAAAGAGAAAAAGAGAGAAUGGAGAUCCCGCUUUUAGCCCAACACAUCAGCACACUAGUAGAGGGCUUCUACCUAGAUCCACUCCUGACCAAGCUGGUUCCUUCCACCAUUUUUGAACGCUCUCAGUCUCCAUCUCUUGAUUCUAUGGGACUUGAUUCAAUCCCACUGUUGGGCGAAUUCUACCCACUCAAGUCUUGGAAAGGCCUGGACCUGCCCAUCUUCCCUGAUCAUGACUCUCUGUUUGAGGAGAGUGUCUUGGAGACCCUUCUGCAGGACCUCACGUCCUCCCCUCCCCUCUCACCGACACCCUCUUCCUCCUCCCACUCCAGCCCCCCCUCCUCCCCCUCCACUCCUGAGUGCUGGUGCCCACCCUUGCACUUCGACGGGGUCUCUGCUGUGAGUGCCGGUCACUUCUGUAGCGUCCAAUCGGCGCACUGUAACAAUGAGGCCGGGCGAGGGGCUAUGAUGUUGUCAGUCAACACAGGCAACAUGGCAGAUGGGAAGGCGGCAGGCGAAGUUGCCAUGGAGACAGAGGCAGCAUCAUCGCCUCUGUUCACGGGCAUACCAACAUCUCCACCACUGCAGCUGACUGCCUUCCCCGCCUCCCCAGUUUUGUUGCCUGUCUCCUCGCCUGUCAGCCCCGCAUCGCCCGGCCUGCCCUGCGCCCAGUCCCUCCUCGAGGAGCUGGCCGCCCUGGAACCCAUGUUUGGGGCAGGUGCCUCGAUCGCCCCCGGCCUGGGGCAACAACCUGAGUUGUAUCAACUCCAAAGUCAUGCACCGCAACAGUGCUUCCGCAAAGAUGGGAGUGGAAGUGAUCCUCCGUUCUAAAAUAAGUCUGUGACUUACUUCAUUAAGUAUGGCAUAUUGUCAUAUUUCAUGGAGCUACUUUUGCUGAAAAGUGAAUAUUAAUUAACUGUAUAAAUAUAUACAUAAUGUAUAUAAUG
Sinocyclocheilus anshuiensis is the source of this 3231-nucleotide messenger RNA. RefSeq names its product neuronal PAS domain-containing protein 4. Gene Ontology annotation, molecular function: protein dimerization activity; RNA polymerase II transcription regulatory region sequence-specific DNA binding; DNA-binding transcription factor activity, RNA polymerase II-specific. The record is from RefSeq and is a predicted model, not a curated record. The transcript is spliced from 8 exons. The coding region runs from base 305 to 3115 and encodes 936 amino acids. Gene Ontology annotation, biological process: regulation of transcription by RNA polymerase II. NCBI's taxonomy places the organism in Eukaryota, Metazoa, Chordata, Actinopteri, Cypriniformes, Cyprinidae.